Messenger RNA from Onychostoma macrolepis, 2441 nucleotides. It is a transcript of the gene snx7, whose product is annotated as sorting nexin 7. NCBI's taxonomy places the organism in Eukaryota, Metazoa, Chordata, Actinopteri, Cypriniformes, Cyprinidae. Gene Ontology annotation, molecular function: phosphatidylinositol binding. The record is from RefSeq and is a predicted model, not a curated record.
CCGCAGAGCUCAACCCUCGGCCCAUUCCUAGGCGCGCGGUUUCCGAUUCUGCGCAGUUGAGCCUGAUCCGCCUCGGCUGAGCUUUUGAGAGUUGUGCGGAAAAACCGAUGAAGUCCUGAAAACUUGUAACAAAGUAGCGAUUUCAGCAACGAUGAGUGGAUCUGUUGUCGACAACACCGUGUCAUCGGGCAAUUCUUCGGCUGCAAUUCCGACAGACAUCAGCGGGCAAAUAUUAGAUCUAGACGAAGACGAUGACUUGGAAGUUUUCAGUAAGGAUACGAAUCUAACAGACGGCAGCUCCUUCAACGCCUCCAUGCAGACCUCCCCUGCUUCAAUGAUCAACCAGUACAAGUUUGAAGAAGAAGAAGAUGCUGAGACUAAAGAUAUUUUUGUCACAGUCGAUAACCCAGAGAGUCACGUAACAGCUAUUGAGACAUACAUAACCUACCGGGUUGUGACCAAGACCACACGGAGCGAGUUUGACUCGAGUGAGUUUGAGGUGCGAAGACGAUACCAGGACUUCCUGUGGUUAAAGGGACGUCUGGAAGAAGCUCAUCCCACACUUAUUGUUCAUCCACUGCCUGAGAAGUUUGUGAUGAAAGGAAUGGUGGAGAGGUUUAAUGAAGACUUCAUCGAGACGAGGAGGAGAGCGCUACACAGGUUUUUGAACAAAAUAGCAGAACAUCCCAUUUUCUCCAGCAGUGAGGAUUUUAAGAUCUUUCUCACAGCUGCAUCUGGGGAGUUGACCUCUCAUAAGAAACAAGGUCCAGGGUUUCUGAGCCGGAUGGGGGAUACGGUCAAAGCUGUCGCUGCUGCGGUCAGAGGGGUCAGAAACCGGCCAGAGUUCACCGAAAUGCAGGAGUACGUGGAGGCCUUCAGUCAGAAGAUCAGCUCUGUUGAUAAAGUUACUCAAAGGAUCGUCAGAGAGCAGAAAGAGUACCUGGAGGAGCUGAAGGAGUGUGGGCCGACAUACGCGCUGUGGUCACAAUCAGAGGAGGAGCUGGCCGAGUCCCUGAAGAACGUGGCAGGCAGUGUGGACAGAUGCUGCAAGGAGACAGAGGAGCAGGUCAAGCAUCUCAAUGAUCACCUGAUUCCGGUCCUUCAUGAGUACGUCCUCUGUGCCGACACACUCAAGGCGGUACUAAGGAGGCGAGACAACAUCCAAGCAGAUUUCGAAGCGAAGACUGAAGCUCUUGCUACGAAGAAGACCGACAGAGACAUGAUGAGAGAUGAUCUGGAUAAAGCGGAGGACCGGCUGGAGUGGGCAAAUAAUGCACUCAAAAGUGACUGGACCCGCUGGCAAAAGGUCAUGAGAACUGACCUACGAUCAGCCUUUGUCGACACAGCAGAGAGGAACGUCAGCUACUAUGAAAAGUGUUUGGCUGUAUGGGAGUCGUUCUUGAAUUCUCAAAGGACAGACGCUGAAGGAAAUGGAAAGGUUGACUUUUCCUAAUCUCUCAUGGUGCUUUUAUCUGAACGGGGCCACCAAAGACGCUUUUAUUCCUGCAGAAGCCAAUAAGAUUCAUAUUUCGAGACUGAGGCACCAAAGAGAGGGAAAAGUCGCCCUGUACAAACAUCUCCCAGCUUUCACCAACUCACCCAGAGAGAUCGAAAUGUCAUCAGUACGUUUGGCUCACGUUUGAAUUUUUGCUAAUGGGGAAAAAUGAUAUUGCCAAAUUUUUUAUACUGAGAACUAUUUUUCAUUUUUGUUUAUAUAAAUGCAACACAUGAGAUGAAAAAAUAAUGCAAUUCCUGGAAAAUGAAAAUGCACACAUUAUGGCUUUAUUGCAUCAUCUGACCUUUCUAGUGAGGAUUUUAUCCAUAUGAUGUUUGUGAUUCAUAUGUCCUGCCCUUUUACAGAUCAAUGCAAAUGCUGUUUACCUCUUAUCAGAGCGGCCUCGCUGCAAAAACCAUUCGAUUAGUGUAUAAAUAAAUAUAAAUGCACUCUGAAUGGAUGCAUUUCUUGCAUGGGACUGAAUUCAUCAUUGUGCUAUUCCAUUCAGGUUACUGAAGCUGCAUCUUUAUGCAAAAAUCAUAUAUUGAAGAAGAUGCUGACAUUCCAGAAUUGUUUACAUGUUAUUGAAGUGCAUCAAAAGAAUUUACUCGUUGCCUUUUAAUAUGAAAUGAGUGUAUUGUUUUAGAUACUUCCAUAUGAUUUUGAAUGCGGUGCACUAAUAUCUGAAAGUGUAAUAAAUUGCAACCUGAUUUAAAACUAUGCUUUUACAGAUCGGUAGUGAAUUUAAUGUCUUGGAUUUAUCUAUGUAUUCUUGGAAUAGCUGUAAAGAAAAUUAUUGAAAAGAUGGUUGAAAGAAGUCUUGCGGUGUGUGUGUUUUAUUUUCUCUCUCAAGGGAAAAUAAGCAAACAGUUCAGUAUGUUGGAUCCUAAACUGGGUUACCAUCACAGCUUGAUCACAUGAAACAUUAAAGAGCUCUUUAAAUAAA